AUUCGAUGCUGCAGGUAGCAGAAAGGCUGGAGGGUCCCUUCAACAUCGAGUCAGUCAUGGACCCCAUUGAUGUGAAAAUUUCGGAUGCGAUCAUGAACAUGCAGGAGAACAGCAUGCAGGUGUCUCAGAAGGUUUUCCAGGGAUGCGGCCAGCCAAAAACACUUGCCCAGGGCCGGACCGCUCGCUCCGUCUCCGAAAGCGGUUUCAGCGCUCGUUUUAGACCCUACAACCCAGAGGAGCGGCCGACUACAGCUGCCGGCACGAGCUUGGACCGACUGGUUACUGAUGUGAAAGAGAAGCUGAAGCAAGCCAAAAAAUUUUGGUCAUCUCUCCCUGGCAACAUUUGCAACGAUGAAAAGAUGUCUGUAGGCACUGUCAAUGAGAACGAGUGCUGGAACGGGAGCGCCAAGAGCAGGUACGACUUUGCGGUGACUGGAAACGGCUUAGCAAGCCAAGUGAAUAACCCGGAGGUAGAAGUCGAUAUUACCAAGCCAGACAUGGUGAUUCGCCGGCAAAUCAUGGCUCUGCGGGUGAUGACCAACAAGCUGAAGAAUGCAUACAGUGGGAACGAUGUCGACUUCAUUGACAUAAGUGAGGAGAGCAGCGGGGAGGAGAGCGGCAGCGGCUGCGAGCUCCAGCAGUGCUCCCUGGAGUUCGAGUUCAAUGCCACCGAAGUCACUGGGAACUCCAACAAGAGCGAUAAGAACGUGAACACUUCUGCCGCUACCAGGAGCGGUUUAUCACAAGCAGCCUUGCUCCUUAGCGUUUUGUUCUUGGCCAUGCAAAGACAAUGGAGAUAAUUGUGCAGCGUAGGGGGGUGGGGAAAAAGACUUUUAUUAUCAAAGUUAGAAGGCACCUGCUUUCACUUUUAUACCAUCUAGGGACUUUGCUUUUUAAGUUAAUGGACAACAGUGUACAGUUUUUACUAUGUUGCCACUGGUUUUAAGAUACUGAUUAUUUUUUUUUCCCUUGCUAUUCUGGGAAUAAGAGGAACGGGGGCUACCAGUCUGUCCUGUUCACCAAGAGUCCAUGUUAGAGGUGGAUAACAAAAAUGUAUAUACAAGCCUGUAGUUAGCUCUGCAUUUGUGUCUUUAUCACUUUUUUUUUUUUAAAUUCUAUUUUACUGUAUUUCUUAUGAAAACAAAAAAACCCCAGGGUCUUCUCUUGGCCUGUAACAAGUAUGUGUUUCUGAAAUGAGAAAUAUCUGUACAGAAGCAGGUUUUAUUUAUCAUGUUAUCUUAUGGGGAAAAAAUAAUUGCCCAACGAGCAGAAAACGUGUUUCAUGUAGUUAACUUCCCAUUUAUCCACAUUAUGUUAGUUGCCUUAUCUGGAAAGAAGUGGAAGUAAUUUGUCUUUAUUAUGCGGUAAAACAGACGGUGAAGGC
Fulmarus glacialis (Northern fulmar) is the source of this 1384-nucleotide messenger RNA. Its product is annotated as glypican-4-like. The transcript has 5 exons. The annotation marks the transcript as partial. Gene Ontology annotation, cellular component: synapse; plasma membrane; extracellular region. NCBI's taxonomy places the organism in Eukaryota, Metazoa, Chordata, Aves, Procellariiformes, Procellariidae. The record is from RefSeq and is a predicted model, not a curated record. Gene Ontology annotation, biological process: regulation of signal transduction; regulation of protein localization to membrane; cell migration.